AGAGGCUGAGGAGGCGCCAGGGGGCGGGGGAGGUUCGGGAGCGGGAGGUGACGGCGGCGGCGCGGAGGAGCCAGCGGCUGGGCCCGGGCCCCGUGCGUCUGUCCGCGCCCCGUGGAUGCGAAUCGGCCGCGGCGGCGGCGGAGGAGUCGGAGUCGGUGGGCCGGCUCCGGGCCGGUGGGAGCGCGGAGGAUGAGGCCGCGGCCGGGUGUUCCCGGCGUGGCGGCGGCCGCCGCGCUGUUGCUGCUGCUGCUGCCCCGGGCCCGGGCGGACGAGCACGAGCACACGUAUCAAGAUAAAGAAGAAGUGGUCUUAUGGAUGAAUACUGUUGGACCCUAUCACAAUCGCCAAGAGACAUAUAAGUACUUUUCACUUCCAUUCUGUGUGGGGUCAAAAAAAAGUAUUAGCCAUUACCAUGAAACUCUGGGAGAAGCACUUCAAGGAGUUGAAUUGGAAUUUAGUGGCCUGGACAUUAAAUUCAAAGAUGAUGUGAUGCCAGCCACUUAUUGUGAAAUUGACUUAGAUAAAGAAAAGAGAGAUGCAUUUGUAUAUGCAAUAAAAAACCACUACUGGUACCAGAUGUACAUAGAUGACUUACCAAUCUGGGGUAUUGUUGGUGAAGCAGAUGAAAAUGGAGAGGAUUACUAUCUGUGGACCUACAAAAAACUUGAAAUAGGUUUUAAUGGGAAUCGAAUUGUUGAUGUUAAUCUAACUAGUGAAGGGAAAGUGAAAUUAGUUCCUAACACAAAAAUCCAGAUGUCAUAUUCAGUAAAAUGGAAAAAAUCAGAUGUAAAAUUUGAAGAUCGCUUUGACAAAUACCUGGACCCAUCCUUUUUUCAACACAGGAUUCACUGGUUUUCAAUUUUCAAUUCCUUUAUGAUGGUGAUCUUCUUGGUUGGCUUGGUUUCAAUGAUUUUAAUGAGAACUUUAAGAAAAGAUUAUGCCCGAUAUAGUAAAGAAGAAGAAAUGGACGACAUGGAUAGAGACCUAGGAGAUGAGUAUGGAUGGAAGCAAGUGCAUGGAGAUGUAUUUAGACCAUCAAGUCAUCCACUGAUAUUUUCCUCUCUCAUUGGUUCUGGAUGUCAGAUAUUUGCUGUGUCUCUCAUUGUUAUUAUUGUUGCAAUGAUAGAAGACUUAUAUACAGAGAGAGGAUCAAUGCUCAGUACAGCCAUAUUUGUCUAUGCUGCUACAUCUCCAGUGAAUGGUUAUUUUGGAGGAAGUCUGUAUGCUAGACAAGGAGGAAGGAGAUGGAUAAAGCAGAUGUUUAUCGGGGCAUUCCUUAUCCCAGCGAUGGUGUGCGGCACUGCUUUCUUCAUCAAUUUUAUUGCAAUUUAUUAUCAUGCUUCUAGAGCCAUUCCCUUUGGAACAAUGGUGGCUGUUUGUUGCAUCUGUUUUUUUGUUAUUCUCCCUCUAAACCUUGUUGGUACAAUACUUGGCCGAAAUCUGUCAGGUCAGCCCAACUUUCCUUGUCGUGUCAAUGCAGUGCCUCGUCCCAUACCGGAGAAAAAAUGGUUCAUGGAGCCUGCAGUUAUUGUUUGCUUAGGAGGAAUUUUACCUUUUGGCUCAAUCUUCAUUGAAAUGUAUUUCAUCUUCACGUCUUUCUGGGCAUAUAAGAUCUAUUAUGUCUAUGGAUUCAUGAUGCUGGUGCUGGUUAUCCUGUGCAUUGUGACUGUCUGUGUGACCAUUGUGUGCACAUACUUUCUACUAAAUGCAGAGGACUAUAGGUGGCAAUGGACGAGUUUUCUCUCUGCUGCAUCAACUGCAAUCUAUGUUUACAUGUAUUCCUUUUACUACUAUUUUUUCAAAACAAAGAUGUAUGGCUUAUUUCAAACAUCCUUUUACUUUGGAUAUAUGGCGGUAUUUAGCACAGCCUUGGGAAUAAUGUGUGGAGCAAUUGGUUACAUGGGAACAAGUGCCUUUGUCCGAAAAAUCUAUACUAACGUGAAAAUUGACUAGAGACCCAAGAAAACUUGGAACUUCGGAUCAACUUCUUUUUCACAGGGGUAGAACUUGCAACAGUAUAAAAAGCGCAAGAAGAACUUUGGGUUUUAACACUGGGUAUUUUGUGGGUCUCUUUUUCAUGGAUGGCUUAAAGUAACAUCUAUUUCCAUUGAUCCUAGGUUCUUACUGACUGCUUUCUCCAACUGUUCACAGCAAAUGCUUGGAUUUUAUGCAGUAGGCAUUACUACAGUACAUGGCUAAUCUUCCCAAAAACUAGCUCAGUAAAGAUGAAGUAGACCAGCUCUCUUCAGUGAAGAGGACAAAUAGUUUAUUUAAAGCAUUUGUUCCAAUAAAAUAAAUAGAGGGAAACUUGGAUGCUAAAAUUACAUGAAUAGGAAUCUUCCUGGCAUUUAAUGUUUCUACGUUAUUGAAAAAUGAUGUUCCAGAAAGAUUACUUUUUUUUCCCCUUAUUUUUACUGCCAUUGUCAGCCUGUUGUGGACGUUUUUAUAUAUUGAAUCUGGGUUCUUUUUUGACCUCUCCUCCCCCCGCCCCUCCCAUUCAACUGCAUCCUUUUUAAAAAAAAAGAAGAAUUAAAAAUACUAAAUCCUGCAUGUAAUAUAUCUGCUGUCAACUUAAUUGGACCAACAUCCAUUUAUUUAUCUUACAACUAUUCAGUUACAUUUUGAUUCCAUCCAAAGAAGCUACAGUGUGAAGAUAGAGGUGUACCUUCUAGAAUGCAAUUUACUGUAUAGUUAGAAAGCAAAGUGUUAAAUGGAAAAGAUAUUUGUUUCUAUUAAACAUUUUGAGAUUUAGAUAAACAACAUUUUAACUGAAUGUCUAAAGUGAUUAUCUUUUUUUCCCCUCAAGUUAAUCUUACAUCUUUUGGGGGCUUGAAUGAAGGUUUUACACAUGAAAUUAUUGAAAAAGGAGAAGGGGGUGGGUAAUAAAUGUAUAUAACAUUAAAUAAUGUAUUGUAGGUGUAGAUUCCCAAAUGCAUUUGGAUGUACAGGUUGACUGCGGAGUACUUUUUUCUGAUGACGACUGGUGUAGAAAUGUGUGAAUUUGGAUGGCUUUUUACAUCUUACUGCAUGAAACAUUGGGGUUUGUUCAAAAUAUGUGUGUUGUACUUUUUUUGGGAGGGGGGAUUGUCUUCUAUUUCCUUUGUGGGGUGGGGGAACUCCUACAGGAGUGGAAUUUGUAAUGUAGAAACACUUAAUUUUGUUAAUCUUGUCUGGGGCACUUAAAUGACAUCGAAAGCAUUAUCGCUUUAGGGUGUCAAAAUAAAAGUUCCUGACCAAAUUGUUUUGUGAAAACAUAUCUGUUUGCAAUUUGAAGAUACCUUUUCAAAAGACAGUUAUAACUAAGUAAGAAAUUUUAAACAUUGUACAAAUUGUGCUUUCCUAAUUCAAGCAACCCACACUUCAAAGACCCCCAAAGUUGUUUAACUAAUUCAGUACACUCACCAAGUGAAUAUCAAACCCUUUGAAUUUCUCACAAAAUCUAUUUAUCUGGUAUGCCCUAUGAAGUGGGAGUCAGAGUAAAAGUGGUUAGCUUACUACUGGGUGAGUAAACAAAGGUUACAGUUUUCUUAGAGAAGUGGCUUUAAUUUUGAUUACAUCUUUCUGGAACUAUUCAUAAUGUGAAGUUUUCCUAGAGUUUCUAGUUUAAUAGUUUGCUAUGCAAAUGACCACCUAAAAUAAUACUGUAGAUUGGUAUUUUUAGAAAGAACAAAAACAGCUAUAUUUAAAACUUAAUGUACACAUGCCAUUAAUAAUUACACUAGAUGUUUCCAUUACAAGAUAUUUCUAUACUGGACUUUGCCUUCUAUAAUGUGGCAUGUAAGAGUGACAGUUUUUUAUUUUAUUUUAUUAUCUUUUUUUUUUUUUUACCACUGACUUACAUAAGUAGAAAUCUGAUUGGAAUCUGUAAGUAAAUCCUCUUCUCCACGCCAAAAUGUUUAUUAAAUGUAACCAUUGAACUUUUCAGUUUUUUUCUUCCUUCCCACCUACCUUUAAAAUUCAGUAAGAUGCUGAAAGUCAUUAUUUAAUGGCUUAUGUUACUUUUAAGUAUAUGUAAACUGCUCAUAACAGCAUGUAGUUUAUUUAAUGGACUGUAAAUUGUAUAGACUUUUGUCUUAAGUGGAAUUUCUCAUGAAUCUUGCAGGUUAAAAUGAAGGUGUUUUAGAGAAUUUAUGGUUUAGCUGUUUUCAGGUAGACUUCUUUCUAAAAAUUGAGUUCUAUUUGAAAUCUUUUAGGAUUUUCAAUGAAAAAAUGAUUUUCUAAUUUCCAAAUAGAUUGAGUUCCAUUUAGAUGAAUUUUAAUCAUCUUUAAGAAAAUCUGCACCGCUUUAAUGAUUUUGUAAAGAAGACUGUGUGUAUAUGUCUAGAAGAAGCCAUAAUUCACACAUGAUUUAGUUCUUUAGUUCUCAGUUGUAGAAUAGUAAACUAGAAUAUUUAUGCUAAUUAAAGGUUGGGGUUUUUCCACUCCAUUAAUUGUGUCCCUUUCAUUUGUUAAUAUUAUUUGCUCAGCUGAUCCUUUGAACACUCAAAACUAAGGAUAAACUUUCUUUUUUGUAUCUGCAGCAUGCUUCACCUAAAAUUUAGCUUCAUAACAAAUUUAGUUGACAUGAGUAUUUUCUGGUACAAAGUUGGAUAAGGUAGUGAUGUAAUGAAGGGAUGAUAAAUCUUUUUUAUUCUAUUAUGUUGGAUACCUAGAUUGUACUAGAUUACCCACACCUUUAAAAUUGAACAUGUUGUGGUGAUGUAUGAUAAUGUGUGGUUGUGUGUUUCCCAUUGAGAGUGGAUGGACUGCUUUAUAAAAGUGGUUUCUGCAAAUUCUAGUUCUUCCAAAAACCACUAGAUUUAGGGUUUAUCCACAAAAAUGUAUUUUUUUGAUAAAAGAUUUUGCUUCCUAAAUGUUUACUGACCACUUUAUGCCAAAUGUCUUGCAAAUAAACGUUAUUUUUAAAUUUCCUGAAUUUUUACAAAUGUGAAAAAGAGACAGUUUGUUUAUGUAAUUAGUUCAGGAAAAGCCACAUACUGAAGGGCUUCUGUAUAUGAAUCCGGGGAAAGAAAAGCCUAUUUGUAAUCUAUACACUGCAGUUUCAUCUGAGUUUUAAGUUUAGAUUUCAGUGUGUAUUAGUGCUUCAUUCUGUUGAUUUAUUGGAAUGUGUAAUAAAUAGAUCUAGUGGUGUUUGAAAAUACAAGUAUUCAUUAAUGUUUUAUAUCCUCAUAAAAAUUCCAUAGUUAAGAAAGCUGUAUUUUGCCAAUUAAAGAGAUUAAAGAAGUUAUCCUUUAUAAAUAUUAUAAAUGUGUACAAAAUAGACUUGACAAAGGUACAGUAGCUCAGAAUGUUAAAAUAUAACUAGACAUCUUGUAAGAUUUCAAUUCAGUAUGAGGAACAGUUGUUUCUUUCUUUCUUUUUUUUUUUUUUCCUCCAGGGUUAUUGCUGGGCUGGGUGCCUGCACCAUGAAUCCACCGCUCCUGGAGGCCAUUUUUCCCCCUUUUUGUUGCCCUAGUUGUUGCAGCCUCGUUGCGGUUAUUAUUGCCAUUGUUGACGUUGCUUUGUUGUUGGAUAGGACAGAGAGAAAUGGAGAGAGGAGGGGAAGACAGAAAGAGAGGGAGAGAGAAAGAUAGACACCUGCAGACCUGCUUCACCGCCCGUGAAGCGACUCCCCGGCUCGAACCGGGAUCCCGGCUCGAACCGGGAUCCUUACGCCGGUCCCUGCGCUUUGCGUGAACAGUUGUUUCUUAUGAACAGUUUUUAAAAGCUGUCUGAUUUAAUAUUCAGAAGACAGCUAUGUGAAGAAAAAUUAAAAGUGAAGUUUUUAAUGAUUUUAUAGGAGCAUUGGUGAACUAGGCUCGCUAACGAUUGACAAAGGAACAUUUUAUGUUUACCCUCAGUUGAUCAUAUCAGGUCAUUUGCAUGUUAUAAGCCCAAAAGUUUAAGGCAUGGGGGAAAUAACAUGGAUUUCUGUUUGAAGGGCAACAGAAUACUGGUAAGCAGUCUCAUUUGGGCUUUUCAGCUAUGUCAAACUUAAAGUCUAGAAAUACUCAGAGCACCAACCAUUGAUAGAAGGAAACACUGUUCAAUGAUUACUUCUAUUUUAUACACACCUUGGAUUUGUGGAGGUCAUUAUUCCUAACUGACUUUUUAGUAAUAGAAAUCCAGUAUAUAAUGUAUUAAAUUCAUUUGAGGUUCUAAUCUAGUCUGCUAAUCUAACUGAAAUUGGAUUUUUUUUUAAGUAAUAAAAAGUUAAAUGUA
Messenger RNA from Erinaceus europaeus (western European hedgehog), 6201 nucleotides. RefSeq names its product transmembrane 9 superfamily member 3 (gene TM9SF3). Gene Ontology annotation, biological process: protein localization to membrane. Bases 190 to 1953 code for a protein of 587 amino acids. The record is from RefSeq and is a predicted model, not a curated record. Gene Ontology annotation, cellular component: membrane. The transcript is spliced from 15 exons. Lineage: Eukaryota; Metazoa; Chordata; Mammalia; Eulipotyphla; Erinaceidae.